Molecule: messenger RNA, 1563 nt
Organism: Spirometra erinaceieuropaei
Lineage: Eukaryota; Metazoa; Platyhelminthes; Cestoda; Diphyllobothriidea; Diphyllobothriidae
Source: the annotation of a GenBank genome assembly
AUGGGCGAGGACGGCAUAAAACUGCUUCAGCAGAGGCUGGCCGAACGAACCCGCGAACAUAAAGCCACGCGAGAAGCAGCCCUAGAGAGCAAAUUUCGUAAGCUGCCUGCUCCAAUGUCAUCCAAGAACGACAAACUGGUGCACAACUUGUCGUCAAAGGAGCUGACGGAGGAACAAAUGCAGGUUUUACGGCAUGAGGCCUCAUUCAACACAGCCGAUGCCAAACCUGCCAACAUGAUCGCAGCAGUGGAAUCAAUCCUCAGCCAGACGGGAGCGACAGACGAAACGAAGAACCUAAUUCGACACCAAGUGUCCUCCCUCCUCAUGGCUCAUAGGCCGCGCGAUGUACUUUCCAAGGUCGAGCGCGAUGCACUUAAGGAACUCAGGGCCGAUAACGACCUCGUUAUCGUGCCUGCGGACAUGGGGCGUUCAACGGUCGUAUUGGAUAGGACAGACUACAAUCAAAAAGCCAAAAGCUUGCUGGAGGAUCGUCAGUCCUAUGUCCCAUGCGAAUCCAACCCCAUGAAAACGCUGACACGCGAGAUUAACGCGACGCUGUUGGCAAUGGAGAACUCAGGUGCAAUAUCGCCAAUCGACCGACGCAUGGCGACAGCACAAGAAACGGCCCUAGCCCGAUUCUACGGUCUCCCAAAAGUGCACAAAGAGGGCGCUCCUCUCCGGCCUAUCGUAUCACUAAAGGGCACUCCAACCUACGGACUGGCAAAAUGGCUGUUCCAACGUCUCAAGUUUCUGACCUCCGAUUCGAACACCACAGUCAGCUCGUCAACGCAAUUCUUGGAGAAACUUAAAGGAGUAAGUCUCCUGCCAAGCGAUAUCAUGGUUUCCUUUGAUGUCACGUCCCUUUUUACUUCUAUCCCGCAGGACCUGGCAGUCGAGACAAUCGAACUACUCCUACGAGAGAAGUACGACGAAACGGAGAAUCGCCUCGGACACGCCCAAAUCAUCCAGCUCCUGAAGUUCUGUCUCAAGACGUACUUUACAUUCGACGGAACAAUCUACGGGCAGGUGAAGGGAACGCCAAUGGGUUCGCCGAUUUCGGGACUCAUAGCCGAGGCGGUCCUUCAACGGCUGGAGUCGCUGGUUUUCCGACACCACAGACCGCAAUUUUGGGCUCGGUAUGUGGAUGACACCUUCGUCGUCAUCGAACGGGAUCAGGUGCUGACUUUCAAAGAACAACUCAACGGCGUCUUCCCUGACAUUCAAUGUACGAUGGAGGAGGAGGAAAACAAUCAGCUGGCCUUCCUGCAUGUCCUCGUCUGCCACAAAGAUUGUGGUGGCCUAAAAACUAAAGUGUUCAGAAAAGCGACAAAUAAGACGCAAAUACUGAACUUCAAUAGCAACCACCCGAUCAGUCACAGAAGCACUUGCGUAAGGGCGCUAUACCGGCGUGUUGAGACGCACUGCAGUGAAAUGGAAGACAAGGUUGCUGAAUUACAAUAUCUUCGACGGGUAAUGAGAGCCAAUGGCUACCCGCGCAACUUUGUCAACCAGUGCAUACGAAAAGGACACCAGAGACCAAAUCCAACCAGCCCCAAAUUUUGA